CGCCGAUCCCGCGGCGCAUGCGCGGGGCCAGCAGCCCGCGGGAUCUGAUCUCAGCUUGGCCCCGCGAUACCUCCUGCUCCUCUUCCUCCUUCGGGGCGGCCUUCCUUGGGUGCCGCUUCCGGGGUGCCCAGACCGGUUUCAGAGUGACCGGUGCCCGCUCUCUCCCUCUUUCCCCGUCGCUCCCAGCCCCCCCCAGACGCCAUUUACAGGCCGGUAGCUUGUGGUGGGACUUCUCCGCCCCCACCCCACCCCGGUCGCAGAGAGCGCGCGGCGCACCGCGCCCCAGGAGCCAAUCAGCAGCCGCCUUAGGUGACCAUGUCUGAGUCUGGACACAGUCAGCCUGGGCUGUACGGGAUAGAGAGGCGGCGACGGUGGAAGGAGCCCGGCUCUGGCGGCCCCCAGAAUCUCUCUGGGCCUGGCGGUCGGGAGAGGGACUACAUUGCACCGUGGGAAAGAGAGAGACGGGAUGCCAGCGAAGAGACAAGCACGUCGGUCAUGCAGAAAACCCCCAUCAUCCUCUCAAAACCUCCAGCUGAGCGGUCAAAGCAGCCACCACCUCCAACAGCCCCUGCGGCCCCUCCUGCCCCAAGUCCUCUGGAGAAGCCCAUCGUCCUCAUGAAACCACGGGAGGAAGGGAAAGGGCCUGCAUCUGCUACGAAUGCCUCAACCCCCGAAGGCACCGCCCCGCCGCCUCCUGCAACCCCCGCGCCAUCCAAGGGGGAGAAGGAGGGGCAGAGACCCACGCAGCCUGUGUACCAGAUCCAGAACCGGGGCAUGGGCCCUGCCGCACCAGCAGCCAUGGACCCUGUCGUGGGCCAGGCCAAACUCCUGCCCCCAGAGCGCAUGAAGCACAGCAUCAAGUUGGUGGAUGACCAGAUGAAUUGGUGCGACAGUGCCAUUGAGUACCUGUUGGAUCAGACCGAUGUGUUGGUGGUCGGUGUCCUGGGCCUCCAGGGGACAGGCAAGUCCAUGGUCAUGUCAUUGUUGUCAGCCAACACUCCUGAGGAGGACCAGAGGGCGUAUGUUUUCCGGGCCCAGAGCGCCGAAAUGAAGGAGCGAGGGGGCAACCAGACCAGUGGCAUUGACUUCUUUAUUACUCAAGAGCGGAUUGUUUUCCUGGACACACAGCCCAUCCUGAGUCCCUCCAUCUUGGACCACCUCAUCAACAACGACCGCAAGCUACCUCCAGAGUACAACCUGCCUCACACCUAUGUGGAGAUGCAGUCACUCCAGAUUGCUGCCUUCCUCUUCACGGUCUGCCACGUGGUGAUUGUUGUCCAGGACUGGUUCACAGACCUCAGUCUGUACAGGUUCCUCCAGACGGCAGAGAUGGUGAAGCCCUCCACCCCAUCCCCCAGCCACGAGUCCAGCAGCUCCUCAGGCUCCGAUGAAGGCACUGAGUACUACCCCCACCUGGUCUUCCUGCAGAACAAAGCUCGCCGAGAAGACUUCUGUCCCCGAAAGCUGCAGCAGAUGCACCUGAUGAUCGACCAGCUCAUGGCCCACUCCCACUUGCGCUACAAGGGUACUCUCUCCAUGUUACAGUGCAACGUCUUCCCUGGGCUCCCCCCCGACUUCCUGGACUCUGAGGUCAACUUGUUCCUGGUGCCCUUCAUGGACAGUGAAGCGGAGAGUGAAACCCCACCCCGAGCAGGACCUGGUUCCAGCCCACUCUUCUCCCUGCUUCCGGGGUACCGGGGCCACCCCAGUUUCCAGUCCUUGGUGAGCAAGCUCCGGAGCCAAGUCAUGUCCAUGGCCCGGCCACAGCUGUCACACACAAUCCUCACCGAGAAGAACUGGUUUCACUACGCUGCCCGGAUCUGGGACGGGGUGAAGAAGUCCUCUGCCCUGGCAGAGUACAGCCGCCUGCUGGCCUGAGGCUGAGGGGAGGAAUGUCAUGCGGGGAACCCCCUUCUGGGUCCCCAGUGGAUGGCGAAGGAUCACGUGUGUCCUCCCCCUCAGCGGGGUAGAGAGUGGCAGCAGGCCUGAUGGACGAGGGACCACAACUUCCUCGCCUGGAGACAUGUGUCCAGGGCCAGGCCCCCAACCCUGCAUGGAGUGUUGGUCAGGGGUUGACUGAGAUCCCACCCCCAUCCUGGGGCGGGGAAGCCCAUCCUCAGCCCCCCAGGGACAGGCAGAGGGAGGAGUCUGAAGGGUCCCCAGGAAGCCCCAGCUCCAUCUGACCUCCCUCUGCAGGGUUGAGAGCAGCAGAUCCCUCUCCCCUGACUCCAGGCCCUUUCCUGUCAGGUGAGGCAGGGUCUGGGGAGCUCCUUAUUGGGGCAGAUCUGGUGGUUCGAAUAAAAACAGUCACGCGAGCCUG
Molecule: messenger RNA, 2320 nt
Organism: Ceratotherium simum simum (southern white rhinoceros)
Lineage: Eukaryota; Metazoa; Chordata; Mammalia; Perissodactyla; Rhinocerotidae
Gene: SMG9
Product: SMG9 nonsense mediated mRNA decay factor
Biological process (GO): nuclear-transcribed mRNA catabolic process, nonsense-mediated decay
Source: RefSeq, a predicted model, not a curated record